Andrographis paniculata is the source of this 2173-nucleotide messenger RNA. Its product is annotated as pentatricopeptide repeat-containing protein At4g19890. Lineage: Eukaryota; Viridiplantae; Streptophyta; Magnoliopsida; Lamiales; Acanthaceae. The coding region runs from base 77 to 2173 and encodes 698 amino acids. The transcript has a single exon. The record is from RefSeq and is a predicted model, not a curated record. Gene Ontology annotation, molecular function: protein binding.
UUCUCCGCUGCCGUGCCCGUGCCGCAGCGGAGACCCAAUUUCGUUCCGAGCCGAGGUUCCAAUAUUCACCAUUUUCAUGGUGUCCCUUAACCUCAAUCUGGGAAGAAUCUACCUUCGGAAUCCAGCAUCCCAACUUCCUCUCAAUGGCGUCCAUGUCUCUAAAGUUCGAGCCUUUACCCGCAUCCCAACUAUCGAUCACCCAGCCUCCUCCACGAUCAUCCAAAGAAUCUGCUUUCGGGUUUGCGAAUCGUACUACAAUCAACAGAGGAAGCCCCCCAACUCGUUCAACUCAAAGCAUCUCCCCCUGGACUUGCCACUGGAAUCUGAUUUCUUGACCGCGGAACAGGCUAUUACCGUGGUGGCUGCAUUGGCUGACGACGCAGGUGCUAUGGUGGCCUUGAGUUUCUUUUAUUGGGCCGUAGAGAUCCCCAGAUUCAGGCACUGCAUGAGGUUUUACAUUGUUUCCGCCUCAUGCUUUAUCAGAAAAGGCAACUUGGAAAGAACCCAUCAAGUACUGCGCUGUAUGCUGUCGAAUUUUGCCGAGGUUGGGAUGUUGAAGGAGGCUGUGGACAUGGUGCUUGAGAUGCAGACCCAAGGUUUGGUUUUGAGCAUCCAAACAUUGAAUUGUGUGCUGGGCGUGGUGAAUGGAACGGGGUGCGUUGAGAUGGCUGAGAAUGUGUUUGACGAGAUGUGUAAGAGAGGGGUGAUUCCCAAUCCCUACAGCUUCACGUCCAUGGUCGUGGCGUAUUGUAGGCUCGGGAGAACUUCAGAUGCUGGCAGAUGGUUGGGUGAAUUGUUGAGUAGGGGCUUUUUGGUGGACAACGCAACUUUUAGCCUGAUAAUUAAGGUGUUCUGUGUGAAUGGUUGCGUGAAUAGGGCUGUGUGGAUCUUCAACAGGAUGGUAGAGAUGGGGCUGGAGCCAAACAUAAUCAACUAUACCUGUUUGAUCGAUGGCCUGAGUAAAAGGGGGAGCAUUAAGCAGGCAUUUGAACUGUUGGAGAAGUUGGAUAGGAGUGGCUUGAAGCCCAAUGUGUACACUCACACGACGCUGAUUGACGGCCUCUGCAAGAAAGGUUGGACCGAUAAGGCGUUUAGGCUUUUCUUGAAACUUGUUCGGAGCGACAACUACAAGCCCAACGUGCACACUUACACCGCCAUGAUAGCCGGAUAUUGCAGGGAGGAGAAGUUGAGCAGGGCAGAGAUGCUGCUGGAGAAAAUGCAGGAACAAGGUCUGGUUCCUAAUUUGAACACCUAUACGACCCUGAUGGACGGCCACGCCAAGGUUGGAGACUUUGGUAGAGUGUAUGAAUUGUUCGACACAAUGGCCAAACACGGCAUAUAUCCUAACAUGUGUACCUACAAUUCUGUUAUAGACAGUCUCUGCAAGAAGGGACGGAUUGGGGAGGCAUAUAGUUUGCUGAAAAGAAGCUAUUGGGAUGGGCUUUGUGCUGAUAAAGUUACAUAUACCAUUCUUAUAUCGGAGAGCUGCAAACAGAAGGACAUCAAACAAGCUUUAGCUCUUGUUGGUAAGAUGAUUGGAAAUGGGAUCGCACUUGAUAUUCAUACUUACACAACGUUGAUUGCAUCGUUUUCCCGGCAAAAGAAGAUGAGAGAUUGCGAAAGAAUAUUUCUUGAUGCUGCGAAGAUGGGUCUUGCUCCGACCACUCAGACUUACACCUCUAUGAUUUCUGGAUACUGCAGAGGUGGGAAGAUUGACACGGCUAUGAAAGUUUUCCAUGAGAUGCGCACCAAUGCUUGUGCACCCGACAGCGUUACCUUUGGCGCUUUGAUAGGUGGCCUGUGUAAGGAAUCCAUGUUGGACGAGGCUAGAUCACUUUUCGAAGAAAUGGUGGACAAAGGUUUGUCACCAUGCGAAGUCACGCGGAUGACAAUAGCUUAUGAGUUUUGCAAGAAGGGCGAGGCUUGUACCGCAAUGCUCCUGUUGGACAGGCUAGAAAAGAAACAACGGAUGCGCACGGUGACUUCGUUGGUCAGGAAGCUUUGCAGUGAACAUAAAGUAGGGAUGGCUACCCAGUUCUUUGAUAAAUUGAUACAAGUAAACCAGAAUCUGGAUGGCGUGACACUAGCAGCAUUUACAACGGCAUGUUAUGAGAGCAACAACUUUGCACUCGUGUCUGAUAUGUCUGAGAGAAUAAGUAAAUACAAAGGUUAG